Molecule: messenger RNA, 1122 nt
Organism: Mytilus trossulus (common blue mussel)
Lineage: Eukaryota; Metazoa; Mollusca; Bivalvia; Mytilida; Mytilidae
Exons: 3
Coding region: 42-620 (192 amino acids)
Biological process (GO): regulation of apoptotic process
Molecular function (GO): protease binding; death domain binding
Source: RefSeq, a predicted model, not a curated record
GAAUCAUACAAGAAAUUCAAAUCAGUCAGGUUUUAGAUUAUAUGAUGUCACAUUUGGUGAUAUCAUCUGAUGACAGACGUCGCAUUGAGCAGCAUGCUGGACUAGAUGAUCAGAAUAAAGCAUUACUUGGAGUAGUGAAUAAAAGGGGAGAACCUACGUACAGUGUGUUUGUUGAUGCACUCCGAACAAAUGGAUACACAGAUCUAGCGACUGAGUUGGAAUGUGAUUCACAGGAAGAAAGCUCAAGUUCAGCACUAGUAUAUACUGGAGACAAGGACACUAAAGGGUUGUCAAAUUGGACUAUUCCGGUGUUUAAAAUUCGUCUACAAAAGAACUACUCAAAUAUAAUUAACAGCAUACUGCAUGGGAAAAUAGUCGAUCAUCUGAUAUCACGUGAUGUGCUUUCCACAGCUGAUAGUGAAAGGAUAGAUGCUUGUCCAGCCAAAAUAGAAAAGAUCAGGAAAUUAAUGGACAUACUUUUGCAUGGAAGUGAAAAUGGAUUUAUUGAAUUCCUUAACGCUCUUCGAGAAGACUCUGAGUAUACAGAACUGGCAGAUGAAAUAGAAAACACAACAGUUUCAAGCAGAGAUAUAUCAACAAUGCAAAGCUGCUUUAAAUGAACAGGAAGAGAAUAUAAUUCCUCAGAUAAUUAUCAAACUUGUUUCCAAUACAAACAGUCGAUUCGAUUGUAAGAUUCCAACUAACAGGAGACAGUAAUUGUUAGACAAUCAACAUAAACUAAUCAAAUCAAUCUUAACUGAUUUGAUGAGGAUCUAUACAUGUUCUACCAACUUUUUAUUUCAUGUGACCACAACAUCAAAACUUGUAGUUUUAGUUUAAAAUUGACAAAGAUAUGAUUCAAAAUAUUUAGGCAUAAUAGCUGUAUUAUAAAGGUGCCAUAAUUACUAUGAAGUUUUUGUCAGGAUUUGAAUAAUAGGGUUUUUCUUGUAUAUUUUGUAUAUAUUUAGAUUUUCAUAAUCUGUACAUAUUCAUAAUCUGUAUAUUUUCAUAAUCUGUAUAUUUGCAUCAUCUGUAUAUUUGCAUUAUCUGUAUAUUAUUAUUAUCUGUAUAUUUUCAUUAUCUGAAUAUUGUCAUCAUAGUUAUAUUUUAAAUGAUUUUGAA